Cylicocyclus nassatus is the source of this 585-nucleotide messenger RNA. The record is from the annotation of a GenBank genome assembly. Lineage: Eukaryota; Metazoa; Nematoda; Chromadorea; Rhabditida; Strongylidae.
AUGAACACCAUUCUCGUGUUUGUCGCCCUACUCGGUUUCGCACUUUGCGAGGAACCUACUCCUCAGCCUCCUCAGGCUCUUCCCGAAAUCAAAAAGCCGGGAAAGGCAGGGAUGCCAUUCAAAAUGGUGCCACCAAGACGAAGACUUUUUGACAAAAAAUUUGACAAUCUCAGCGAGGAAGAAAAGGCGGAACUCGAGAAGAAAAGAGAGGAAAUAAAAAAGGAAGUGCGGGAAAAAAUGGUCAAGCUAAUCGAAGAAUUGAACGAAGCUUUGAAUAAGCAGUCUGCAAUCCUGGACGACAAGGCACUGAGCCGCAAGGAAAAACUUGAAGCUCUCCGCAAGCUGAAAGAGGAGAAUCCAAAGGUUUACAACGUUCUGAAGGCCAUCUUCCAGCAAUUUGUUCCGAAACCAAAAUUUGGAAGAAGAAGGGGUCCUAAAAUGAUUAGACCUUUCAGGCGUGGAUGGCAAAAGGGACUAAAAGAGAGAAAAUCUCCCGAGAACAAGCCUUUUGGCCCGAAGAGGCACUUACCAAAACCUAUGAAGCCUAUGCCAGCAAAACUGGAUGCACCACCCGUUAAACCUUAA